Molecule: messenger RNA, 339 nt
Organism: Geodia barretti
Lineage: Eukaryota; Metazoa; Porifera; Demospongiae; Tetractinellida; Geodiidae
Source: the annotation of a GenBank genome assembly
UUGCCGCGCUACGAUUAUCGCUGUACGGAGUGCUCCACCGAGUUCGAGUUGGUUCAGAAAUUCAGUGAGGCCGGCCAGGGAGAAUGCCCGUCGUGCAGCGGCGCCGGUCAGCGUGUCUUCCACGCGGUGCCGGUGAUCUACAAGGGCAGCGGCUUCUACACCACCGACUACGGCCGGCCCAAACGCCCCGUAGAGAAAGAGGACAGCAAGGAAUCGGCCUCAGAAUCCUCGUCCUCGUCGUCCAACGGCAGCAGCGAAGGAGAGUCCAAGUCAAGCGACUCCGGCUCCUCCUCGGACACGCCGGCGCCGGCCGCAGCCGCCAGCGGCGAUUCCGCCUAG